UCCGUAUAUUCAAAUCUGAAGUCUACAAAGCUAAGCGGUCGAAUAAUUAACAACGCAACCUGUUCCACAACAAUAUCAGUCUCAGAUUCGACCGAAGUCGCCAAAUUGCCAACCAGUCGCCACGAUGCUGCUCAGAAGUAUCUAUAUAAUUGGAAUUCAUUGUGGCAUUUUUACAAGCACCUCGCGCGCAAGAUUGGGGAGCUGCUGAUCUUCGUCAAAGAGGCUAUUGGAGUUGGGGUUUGAGAGAGGGAUGAGUUUCAGGGAUGAUAGUGAAGAUGGGAGGGACCUCAAGAAGCCCUUUCUGCACUCGGGGAGCUGGUAUCGUAUGGGUUCGAGGCAAUCCAGUCUGAUGGGUUCAUCUCAGGCGAUUCGUGACAACUCCAUCUCUGUUGUUGCCUGUGUUCUUAUCGUUGCUUUGGGCCCUAUCCAGUUUGGCUUCACGGGAGGGUAUUCCUCACCGACCCAAUUUGCAAUUACUAGGGAUCUUGACCUUACUGUCUCGGAGUUCUCUUUAUUUGGUUCUUUAAGCAACGUUGGUGCUAUGGUUGGGGCUAUAACCAGCGGUCAGUUGGCUGAGUAUAUUGGGCGGAAAGGGGCCUUAAUGAUUGCUGCAAUUCCCAAUAUCAUAGGAUGGCUUGCUAUAUCAUUUGCGAAAGAUUCUUCUUUCCUCUACAUGGGGAGGUUGUUGGAAGGAUUUGGCGUGGGGAUAAUCUCUUACACGGUCCCGGUUUACAUAGCCGAGAUAGCACCCCAAAACUUGAGAGGAAGUCUCGGUUCGGUCAAUCAGCUGUCUGUUACCUUGGGAAUACUGCUGUCUUAUCUGCUGGGACUAUUCGUUCCAUGGAGAAUACUUGCAGUUUUGGGAACUUUGCCUUGUACAAUAUUGAUACCUGGAUUGUUUUUCAUCCCAGAAUCUCCAAGAUGGCUGGCAAAGAUGGGGAUGACAGAAGAAUUUGAAACAUCUUUGCAAGUUCUUCGCGGAUUUGAUACCGAUAUUACUAUUGAAGUAAAUGAAAUCAAGAGGUCUGUAGCUUCAGCCAACAGAAGAAGAACUAUUAGAUUUGCAGAUCUGAAACAGAAACGAUACUGGUUGCCUUUGUCGAUUGGUAUAGGAUUACUUAUUCUGCAGCAACUAAGUGGAAUUAAUGGUGUUUUGUUCUAUUCAAGUACCAUCUUUGCAUCUGCCGGUAUUACCUCCAGUAAUGCAGCUACAGUUGGCCUUGGCGCUAUUCAGGUUGUUGCCACUGCAUUUACAACAUGGGUGAUUGACCGCGCAGGACGUCGUCUUCUACUUAUUAUCUCCUCUGGCGGAAUGACUCUUAGCCUUCUGAUUGUUGCUGUGGCAUUUUUUGUGAAGGAUGCUGUCUCUGAGGAUUCCAGUUUGUAUAGUAUAGCGGGGAUCGUAUCGGUAGUCGGGGUUGUGGCCAUGGUUGUUGCUUUCUCUCUGGGUGUUGGAGCAAUUCCAUGGAUCAUAAUGUCUGAGAUUCUUCCUGUGAAUAUCAAGGGUCUUGCUGGUAGUAUAGCAACACUAGCCAACUGGUUCAGCGCAUGGGGAGUCACUAUGUCUGCGAACCUUCUCUUAGGAUGGAGCAGUGGAGGAACAUUCACAAUCUACAUGGUGGUGACUGGUUUCAUGGUGCUAUUUGUUACUCUUUGGGUCCCUGAGACCAAAGGCAGAACUCUUGAAGAAAUUCAGUUUUCCUUCAGAUAAACCAUCUCUCUCUUUUCCUCUUUGAUUUUUUGGUUAGAAAGAGCACAUAUCUGCUGCCAUCCUCAUCAGACUCUUUCUCUCUCUCCCAAACCAUAAAGUCUUCUCCUUGGUUUUUUCUCAUCUUAGCCAAUAAUUUUGUUUACACUAAAAUUGAUUUAAUAUAUGCUUCUAGUUUUUAGUU
This is a messenger RNA of Cucurbita maxima (winter squash), 1892 nucleotides long. RefSeq names its product sugar transporter ERD6-like 6. Gene Ontology annotation, cellular component: membrane. The record is from RefSeq and is a predicted model, not a curated record. The transcript is spliced from 19 exons. Gene Ontology annotation, biological process: transmembrane transport; carbohydrate transport. Lineage: Eukaryota; Viridiplantae; Streptophyta; Magnoliopsida; Cucurbitales; Cucurbitaceae. Gene Ontology annotation, molecular function: sugar transmembrane transporter activity. The coding region runs from base 251 to 1711 and encodes 486 amino acids.